UAUACCUAUCCAUAUUUAAAAAAAAGUCAGUAAUGCGGAUCUUAUUAUAAGGCAUGUCUUUUCCACAGGCAUUCUUCUUAAUCGGCACAUCCAAUCAUGUAUGAUGAAAAGCGUAUUCAAAUACCUCUUGAAAUUUCUAUGCAAGAAAAACAAGAUGAGAUGUUUGAACAAGGGAUGAUUACUACAGCCCAUCCCAAGAUUUCCGCCUCCGGCUUUAUUUCCUGAAGAGGACCUCCCCUUUAUCAUUCUACCUAUUGUUUUGUAACAUGAGCUGUGGGAUGUAAUCUAGCUGAUGAACAAAAACAGCCUUCCGUCUGUCAGUAAGCACAUAUAAGGGACGUGGAUGACUAGCCACAGCUUCAUUUCUCACGAUUACAUAUUUCUUAGAGGUUUGUCGUCAAUCGGGAGAACUUUAAGAUGAAAAAUGUAUGCAUCGGAACACUUUUUUUGCUUUGCAUCGUACCUGUUCUCCUAUGGCCAAUGGAAGAGUCACUGCAUCCACUGCCAGCAUCAUUGGCGGAAGAAGGAUUCAAAGUAGCUGGUCGGCAUCCGAGGGCAGUUCGUUCUACUCCAGCUACAGCAACUACCAGUAGCCGUAAAACCUCGACCAAAAGUCCAGUUCCGGCAGAGCGUAAGGUGUCCACUACGACUCACCAUACUGGCCCGACGCUCACUCCUACCCACCAUUCUCAAUUAAGGACAACGAAAAAAACCAAGUUAAAUCGCCCAACAAAACCAGGAAAGAAGUAUACACCCCGCCACCAUCAGCAAAAGAAACAUAAAAAAAUUACUGAAACCAAAGCCAAACGAUCGGAUAAAUCAACUUCUAAAUCCCAUUUGAACAAUGGCAAGCAGUAGAAUACCGAAUCCUAAUUCGUUGAAUUAAAAGCUUAAUUGUGAAGAAGUCGUUCGCCCACUGUUGUUGAAAUUCCGAAUUUUUGGGGUAGGCUAAACAUUUUUUGCAUUCCAUUUUUUAAAAAUAGUUCGCCAGUCUUUGUUUCAAAAUUGUUCAGCUUUGUUCGUCUGAAACUACUGUUUAAUACAACACACCCAAGCUUUUUUGCUGGUUAGUGGUUA
Daphnia pulex (common water flea) is the source of this 1077-nucleotide messenger RNA. RefSeq lists its product as uncharacterized. NCBI's taxonomy places the organism in Eukaryota, Metazoa, Arthropoda, Branchiopoda, Diplostraca, Daphniidae. The transcript has 4 exons. The record is from RefSeq and is a predicted model, not a curated record. The coding region runs from base 418 to 858 and encodes 146 amino acids.